ACACAUUAGGGUGUAAAGUCAAAGAAGACAAAAGUUCAGUUUCCCGUCCGUCCGCCUCCUCCGUCUCUCUUUCUCCGAGCCUCGCGGGAAGCAGAAGUUAAUCGUAAUCGACUGAAUAUGGAGAGGGCGGUGCGAUGUAGUGUGGAGGUCGUUUAGGGUUUUCGUCCUUGAAUUUGCUCCGACAUCAUUGAUUCGGUUCUGGACUGGGCUAGUGUUGCGAAGGAAAGAUGGAAGCUAGCGAUGUGUUGGAGGAGCUGUUAACAGUGGAAGUUGAACUUCAGGACGUCCAAGACCAGAUAAAGCAUUUGCUCGAUCGUCAAGAGAAGCUAUAUGAGAGACAGUCAGAGCUUAAAGCUAUCUUGGAAGCAUGUGAAGCACCGAGUGGCUCGACUCAGGAUGGCCCUUCAACUUCCGUGGAGGACUGGUCCGGUUCAUUUGAAUGGGAUGCUCUAGCUGAUGAUGUUAGAUUCAACAUUUUUGGGAUUUCAGAAUAUCGUGCCAAUCAGCGGGAGAUUGUAAAUGCCGUUAUGAGUGGAAGAGACGUCCUGGUAAUUAUGGCUGCAGGAGGUGGCAAAAGCCUCUGUUACCAGCUUCCAGCUGUUCUUCGCGAUGGAGUUGCCCUUGUUGUCAGUCCUUUACUUUCGUUGAUUCAGGAUCAGGUAAUGGGUUUGGCUGCUUUGGGCAUUCCAGCAUUUAUGUUGACAUCAACAACUGGCAAAGAGGAUGAAAAGUUUAUAUACAGGGCUCUGGAAAAGGGAGAAGGUGAGCUUAAGAUUUUAUAUGUGACUCCAGAAAAGAUAUCCAAGAGCAAACGAUUCAUGUCCAAGCUUGAGAAAUGCCAUCAUGCUGGGCGUCUCUCCCUAAUAGCAAUUGAUGAGGCACAUUGUUGCAGCCAGUGGGGUCACGAUUUUCGUCCGGACUACAAAAACCUGGGUAUCCUGAAGACUCAGUUCCCAAAAGUACCUGUGGUUGCUUUAACUGCAACUGCUACUCACAAAGUCCAACUUGAUCUAAUGGAAAUGCUGCAGAUUCCUAAAUGCGUUAAAUUUGUCAGCACUGUUAAUCGGCCGAACCUCUUUUACAUGGUAAGAGAAAAAUCUUCGGUUGCGAAGGUGGUUGUAGAUGAAAUUGCUGAGUUUAUAAGAGAAUCUUAUCCAAAUAACGAAUCUGGGAUUGUGUAUUGUUUCUCUCGGAGGGAAUGUGAACAGGUUGCGAAAGAAUUACGUGACAGAGGAGUUUCAGCAGAUUAUUAUCAUGCAGAUAUGGAUGUACAUGCUCGGGAGAAAGUACAUAUGCGAUGGAGCAAUAGUAAGUUGCAAGUCAUUGUUGGCACGGUGGCAUUUGGUAUGGGGAUUAACAAACCAGAUGUCAGGUUUGUCAUCCAUCAUAGUCUGAGUAAAUCAAUGGAGACAUAUUACCAGGAAAGUGGUCGGGCUGGACGAGAUGGGCUUCCAUCAGAAUGUCUGCUCUACUUCAGAGCUGCUGAUGGUCCAAGACAGAGUUCAAUGGUCUUUUACGAAAACUCAGGAUUGCAAAACCUGUAUGACAUAGUAAGGUAUUGUCAGUCUAAAAGACAAUGUCGCCGAGGUGCCUUUUUCAGGCAUUUUGCUGAGGCAUUACAAGACUGCAAUGGAAUGUGUGACAACUGUGCAUUCUCUAAUGAGGUCAAAGAAAUUGAUGUUUCCGAACAUGCAAAACUUGUGGUUUCUUUGCUGCAAGAAGUGCGAGAGAAUGAUCAGAGGUUGACAAUGUUGCAGCUGGUAGACAAGAUGAAGACAAUGCAGAAGGAACUAGGUGCUGACCUUAAAAAGGAGGAACUAGAACAACUUGUUCUAAAUCUUAUAUUGGACCGUGUUUUGAAAGAAGAAUUUCAGCAUACAGCUUACUCCACUAAUGCAUACGUGACGGUAGGACCUUUGGCGAGACAAGUUCUGCAAGGAAAGAGGGCAGUUAAACUUGAGAUUCUGAGCAAGCAGAAGAAUGUUGUCGGAAAUAACAAAUCAGCUAAGCGCAGUCUUACAACAUCUGGUUUGGAGUUCAAACUUGAUGAGCUACGAAAGGAACUCUCUUCGAUUGAUGGGGGAAUAUUUCCUCAUUCUGUCUUGUCAACUCAGCAGAUCAGCAUGAUUAGUGCAAAGAGACCCAGUUCACUUGAAGAGCUGGAGAGCAUAAUUGGCAAGGUGAAGACACAGAGAUACGGAAGCAAGAUUCUUGAAGAAGUUGAGAAGUAUGCCAACUCAGAUCCCCAGGACAUUAAUCUGCCGAAUCAAAAUGAAGGCACUGAGAAUAAGGCAUCGAAGAGACAGAAAACCAAAAGGGCUACUGUAAUUAUAGAGAGCAGCAGUGAUGAUGAAGCAGGCUGAAGAUCCUCUUCCAUUCCAAAAUCAUUUUUCUGAUGGCAAAUAAGCCCGUGCCAGUUCCAUGUGCUUGACAAAGGAGAAUCAUGAUCUAGUCUUUCUCCUUAGUUUGCACUUUGUCAAUGCUAGCCCGAUGUCGGGUUGGCUGGGGGCCUCUUUUUGGGCGGGUAUUUUGGUGGUCAGGCCCUAUCAUUUUUCUUUGUAUCAUUUCCCAGAAAGCUAAACUGGGUGGAUAUGUAAAAGCUAUUCUAGACGAGUCGUUCAUGAAAGGAGACAUUUUGCUCGGAUUAUAUGCAAAGAAAUGCCCCAAGGAAACAUUUUUGCUUGUUGAUGUCGGGUUAUCUGAUCCUUGGGUCUUCAAUAGAUUAAAAUCCAAGAUACAGUGAGCAA
Punica granatum (pomegranate) is the source of this 2747-nucleotide messenger RNA. The record is from RefSeq and is a predicted model, not a curated record. Lineage: Eukaryota; Viridiplantae; Streptophyta; Magnoliopsida; Myrtales; Lythraceae.